Messenger RNA from Callorhinus ursinus (northern fur seal), 1444 nucleotides. The record is from RefSeq and is a predicted model, not a curated record. Lineage: Eukaryota; Metazoa; Chordata; Mammalia; Carnivora; Otariidae.
AUGCGAAGAGUGGCAGAAUAUCACAAAAAAAAAAUUUUUUUUUUUGGUAUCACCCAAACACAAAACCAAGCAAGGUUAAGGACAUUCAUGUGUAGUAACAAAACGUAGAAAAUGGGAGGGACGACGAUUUACACUUUUUCAGGAUAAUUAAAACAAUAUCUCUGAAAGGGGAAUUGGGGGCGGGGAUAGGAUGGAAAGGAUUUCCUGAGAAAAUGCCAAGGGUUCUGGUACAAUUCUACUUCACAAAUUAGAUCAUAUGUUCAUCAUGUUUCGUAACGUAUAUACUCUGUAACUUUCAAAUAUAAAAAUUUAAAAACUUAAGUGGAAAAAAAUGAAACCUAGACAGGAAUAUACCUCAGGAGCGCCGGCCUGCGUAGGCCACGGCCCGCCGAAAGGCGCUCUGGGUCAGCGGUCUCGUGGUCAGUAGCCCGUGGGGGCGGAACCUGUGGCCUUCUAUACGCAUGCGCGCAGCCACCAGCCAAUCAGCGACGCCCUCAGGCGAGACGACUCUGGCUUUUCUCCCGCGUGAAUUCUGAGUUGUUUCAGAGGAGAGUCGCGCUAGCCAGGCGUACGUCUCAGUCAGAAAACAUCUAAAUAUGGUGCCCUCUGGAAGAAAACAUACAGGGAAAUCUGGGAAGACGUCAAUGGAGGAUCAGGUUACAAGAGCCUAUGACUUUGAGAAAGAAGAUAAAAAAGAUCUGAGUGGUUCAGAGGAGGAUGUUACUGAAGGGAAGACUCCAGUAAUUGAUAAGCAUGGGAAGAAAAGGACUUCUGCAGCAGUAUUUGAAGAUGUGGGGGGUGAAGUACAAAAUAUGCUGGAAAGAUUUGGAGCUGACAUUAACAAGGCUCUUCUUGCCAAGAGAAAAAGACUAGAAUUGUAUACAAAGGCUUCUCUCAAAACUAGUAAUCAGAAAAUUGAACAUGUUUGGAAAACCCAACAAGAGCAAAGGCAGAAGCUUAACCAAGAAUAUUCUCAGCAGUUUCUGACUUUGUUUCAGCAGUGGGAUAUAGAUGUGCAGAAAGCUGAGGAACAAGAAGAAAAACUAGCUAACAUGUUUCGACAGCAACAAAAGGUUUUUCAACAAUCUAGAAUUGUUCAGAGCCAGAGACUGAAAACAAUUAGACAGUUAUAUGAGCAGUUCAUAAAGAGUAUGGAGGACUUGGAGAAAAAUCAUGAUAAUCUACUUACUGGUGCACAAAAUGAACUUAGAAAAGAAAUGGCUAUGUUGCAAAAAAAAAUUAUGAUGGAAACUGUAAGUAAUUUUAAAUUGAAAAAAAUGAGUAAUGCAAGCAUUGAAAUAUUUUAUUUGCUGAAAUAUGUAUAACACUUAUCUAAAAAUUAAACAAAUGUUUAAUAUUUCCUUUCAUGUAACAGCAGCAGCAAGAGAUGGCAAGUGUUCGAAAGUCUCUUCAAUCCAUGUUAUUCUGAUGACUCUUUGAAGGA